Nicotiana tabacum (common tobacco) is the source of this 1392-nucleotide messenger RNA. The record is from RefSeq and is a predicted model, not a curated record. Lineage: Eukaryota; Viridiplantae; Streptophyta; Magnoliopsida; Solanales; Solanaceae.
UUUUUCUUCCGGUGUACUUUGAUGUUAUGGUUCAUUUGCCAAUUCACUUGGCAAGAGAGGCAAAGCUUGGUGGACCAGUUCAAACUUGAUGGAUGUACCCUUUCGAGAGGCAUAUGGGAACACUUAAGUCUUAUGUUCGAAACCAAAAUUGUCCAGAAGGUUCAAUUGUAGAAGGUUAUUUGGCAGAAGAAAGCCUCACAUUUUGCUCACGAUACUUAAAGAAUAUCUCAACCAAGUUUAAUAGACCGGCUAGGAAUGGCGAUGAAUCCGUGUCAAAUGCUGAAAUGUCCAUCUUUAAAAAUAGUGGGCAAACAAAAGGUGGUUCAAAAACCAUCACGUUAUCUCAUGAUGCAUUUAAACAAGCAUGUAUGUAUGUUCUUCAAAAUUGUGAAGAGGUCUGUUCAUUCAUGGAGCAACAUGCAAAAGAGAUUGAAAGACAAAGUUCAAGAAGAGCUGAAAGGCGUAACAAUGACUUUACUGUUUGGUUUCGUGCACAUAUCUUACAAUUAGCUGCACAAGAAAAUGCUAAUAAUGAGCUCAUAAGCUUAGCAAUAGGUCCUGGACCAGUGGUGUAUCGAUAUUCCAUAUUGAUGGUGAAUGGAUUUAGAUUCCAAACAAAAGAUCUUGAAUCAAUAAGAAAAACACAGAACAAUGGAGUUCUUGUGAGAGGAGAUGAUUCAGACUUUAAGGAGUACUAUGGUGUAUUAGAGGACAUUUACGAGAUAUCGUAUAUGGGAAAUAGAAAAGUUUACCUCUUCAGGUAUCAUUGGUGGGAUGUGGCUCACUUAGGAAAAGGAUAUAAAAUUGACAAGUAUGGUUUCACAAGUAUGAAUACUCGAUGUGGCUUGAAUACAAAUGAGCCAUUUGUGUUGGCAUCUCAAUCUGAACAAGUCUUCUAUGUCAACGGCAUGGUUGAUAAAGAUUAGCUUGUUGUUUUAAAGACAAGUCCACGCGACCUUUUUAAUAUGCCCGAAGAGGAUGAUAAUUGCACAAAUGUUGAAGAUGAAACAAUACAAAAUGGAGAAGCUUACUAACAAAAGGAAGUUGAAUUUAAUAUGGAGCGUAAUGGUGAUCAAGAAAAUGAUAUUUUAGUAUCUUUACACAGGGAUGAUGUUGAACCUCACAUCAUUAAUUAUGAUCAUGUAAUAGAACAAGCUGGGACAAGUGGGCAUAAUGAAGAAGAUGGUUUCAUUAAUGAUAAUGAUAUAGAUAGGACCGAAGAUGAAGAAAGCGAAGAAGAGAUAUUUGAUGAUAAUGAAGGAGAGGAUAAUGAUAUGGACUGAUCAAAGAAAUAACUUCCUAUCUGUAGCUGUUUUGUGCUUUUUUAAGCAAGGCUUCUUAUGCCUUUCUAGCCUCUGUUAUUUUGCCAUUAAUAUGAAUUUUCUAUCUUGC